Molecule: messenger RNA, 465 nt
Organism: Ostreobium quekettii
Lineage: Eukaryota; Viridiplantae; Chlorophyta; Ulvophyceae; Bryopsidales; Ostreobiaceae
Source: the annotation of a GenBank genome assembly
AUGCUCCAGCCCUGCAACACAUGCAUAUCUGGGCGCAGCUUGACGACUAGUGUACAGGACAUGAGGGCAUUAUGCCCCGCAGCUUUUGGCCGUCAUGGAAAUGUGCUUGGUCACAUGGGUUGUAAUACGGCAUUGUUUCGCUUUUGGUGGUGGUUAGACCUGUGUGUUCCGAAAAUGGGGCAUGCAGUGGUGUCAGUGGCCCUUGCUUUGGACACUGGAGAUCGUUCUCUAUGGAGUGAACAUGCCAGGCUGCGAUGUGGAGGUAGUGACCAAGAGGACUUGAAGCACCACCUGAACUUUGCCAAGGUCAUCCCUAUCACGAAACGUCGCUUCGUCUGGACGAGCGUGCCAGUCAGGGGGGUUGACCCAAUCCCCCUGUGCUCGCUCUCUGUAGCCCUUUCGUAUCCUCUGCACAUCCACCAUGCUUCAUUGAUCGCCAUCGCCCUGAUGGCUGCUGCUCAAUAG